AGGUGACUAAUUAGCAUAGCCAGGGUCAGGCUGUGCUGCCUCGCCCCUCCCUUCGUCCUUUUGUUUAAAAUUAAAAUCCUGAGGGUGGAAAGGGGCCCGACGUUUCUCCCAGAGUAAAGGAGUCCCGGCCUCAGGUGGGUCCCGCACCAGCUCGGAUCCGGGGGGCCAUAUUCUCUGGGGAAGACGUAUGUUCGUCGCGGAGGGCAGUGGGGCGCGGGGGUAGGUCGGUUUCUCAGCCUCCGAUUGGUAAUGAGAUCAAAACCCAGACGUGAUUCCUGGACGGUGGCUUCCCAGUAGGGGCAUCCCACCAGUCGCCAAGAUGUCCUCAGUGGGAAAGGUGACCCAGGUUCCCAACGGGAAAGUCUACCAGCAGAUCUUCAAGGCUGAGGUGCAGCUGGUCCGCUCCCUGGCAGCCAGCAGGAAGCGGGCUGUGGAACAUUCUGUGACUGCGAAGAAUGGCAAGAAACCCUUGAUGAAGAAGGUGGAUAUUCCUGAAGGGGAGUUGAUGGCUCCUCGGCAGUGGAAGUGGGUGCAUAGCCUACCCAAUGACUGGGUCACAGAAAACCCUGUUCUCUACAGGGAAAAGAAAAUAGCCAAGAAGGAAAAAGCUCAAGAGAGUGAGAGCACCAUUGCUGCCCGGGAAGUCCGGGGCCUCAUGGACACUGUGGUUCCGGAGAAGAUCGGCAGCAUCACCCUUCAAGCACAAGGAGACUACAAGAAGCGGAGCUAUGAGAGUGCUCUGGGGAGGUUUAAGGAGGAGAUCGCUCAGAUUGGGAUGGAAAUGGAACCUCUCAUCUUGGAGCCAGGAACACUGUUCAUAAAAAAGCUGGCUGAGUCUGAUCAAGACAUCAAUUCUCUCUUCCAAAAGGUGGAAAAUGACAACCUUGAAGACUACACCAUCCAAACCUUGCUGGAGCUGUGGGAUCAGGUGGCUGAGAAAUUCUUGCUCCAGAAGCAGGAGAUAAAGGAGCUGGAUGAGAAACUACAUUUGCUUGAGUUCUCCCGGACCGACAAACUGAAAAGUGUGUUGAAGAAAUAUGUGAAAAUCAUAGAGAGAACUUCCUACCUCAUGCAGCCUGAUGUGUACAGGCUGAUAAAUAAAGAAGCCAUGGUCAUAAACCAUGCCCUACUGGGCAGCCGGAGGGCCAUCGCCCAGCUGUUUGUCAACCUGAGGGAGGCCACACUGCAGCAGGAGCUUGAGAGCCACCGCCGUUGGCAGUGCCUGGUCGAUGCCUGGAAGACUCUCAAGAAGCAGGCCCUGCUGCAGAGUUUCAGUGAGUUCAUGGCCAGUGAGAGGAUCCAGACUCCUCCAGCUGUGCAGAAGGAGCUGGAAAGCAUGCUGAAGAACCAGAAAGCCCUGCAGCAAAAGCGGCUGGAACAUCUCUGCUCCAUCUGUGACCUUCUGCCCCCCAGUUACAGCAAGGCUCAGCUGACUGAAUGGCAGUCUUCUCUCAACUCCAUGAAUAAGCAUCUUGAUGCCUACCAUGUGGACUGCAUGCUGCGGAUCCACUUGCAGUAUGAGAAGACCUGGCAGAAGUGCCUGGCCCAGGUGCAGAAGUACAAGAAGCAGCUGCUGGACUGGAAAGUCUUCACCAAGGAGGAGGCAGAGAGCCUGGUAAACCCAUCCUUCCUCCAGAUGGUGGAAGUGCUCCAGCGCAACACGGAGGAGGAGCUGAAGUUACUGGACGAAUCCUUUGAGGCCCUGGCAAAGCAGACAGAAUGGCAGUGCACAGACCUCUCCAACUACUUCGAGGAGGCCUUGCGGCUGUGGGAGGCGCAUCAGGACAUGCUGUCGGUGCAGGACCUAGAACUCGAGGAGAGGGCGGAGCGGCAGUGGCGGGUGCACAGCCUGGAGGCCCAGGCCCAGGAAGCCCACCUUGAUAAGCUCUUGGACCAACUGAGGCAGCAAAACAAUGAGGAAACACUGAAGUUUCACCUGGAAAAGGCCAAAGACUUGCUGAAGAAUAUGAAAUGCAGGUAUGAGUGUUUUCACAAUCUCCUGAUGAAGGAAGUGAUGGAGUACCCAGUGAUCAUACUGAAGGAACUCAACUCCUACAGUUCCACCCUCAGCCAACACUUCUAUGUUCGUGAAAUCUUUGAACAGAACUUGGAUGGAGAAGUCAUUUUCAAUUGCAGGGAUCCAGAGUCACAUGAGAAGCACUUCCAGGAGACAGUAAGAAAACUGAGCAGAAAACAAGAGGCUAAAGCGGAAGUGAGCAACAGUGAGGAAAGCAUAAGUACAGGAACAAGUUCCCCCAGGGCAGCAGGGGAGACGGAAGAAGAAAAAAGCCAAGAUAUCGAGUCCUCCACACCUGAAGACGUGGUAGUAAGCCAGCGGGAACCAUCCGUACUGAGUGAUGAGAUAGACGAGUCCAGAGAGGGCUCCAUUCAGAGGCUGGAAGAAAUGCAGGUUGAAGGAGACAGCUCCUUAAAACCACCCCUGAACCAAGAGAAUGUGAUGGUUCAAGAAGAGGAGGAGGAGAAAGAGGAGAUGGAGAAGGAAGGGGUGAAGGGGGAAAAGGAGGAGGAGGAGGAAGAAGAGAAUGAAGAGGAAGAGGUGGAGGAAAAGGAAGAACAGGAGAGUUUAUCUAUGGAUGAGGUCAAAGUCCAGGAAGAGAGUAUGAAGGAGGCCUCCCCUGAGGACUUGGAGUCCUUCACAACCUCCAGUGGGAACACUUAUUCUGUCUUCCUACCCUUGGAACAAGAAGAGAUUUGCAAGAGACUGCAUUCCAGACUUUCUGCCAUUCUCAUCAAUGACACUACCAGUGCCAAGUUCAUACAACAAGUGAUUAUUCCAUCCAAAUUAGUUGUAGAAAUUAAGAAACAACUUCGAGCUGGCUUUUUUGAGCAUCUAGAGAAGUGGUUUGACCAGUGUGCUCUCAAUGCCCGGGUCAUCUUGGCCACCAAGAUUGAUGAGCUGGAUUCAGAACUGGAGCUGCGUCUGCACCUGCACCAGCUGAGAGCUGAGCACAUUGAAAAGGACAUCCAUAAUGUCAGAGCAGCUGAGCUUCUGUUUCAUCAAAAGCGGCUGGAUAGCCACUGUGCUGGGGUUUCUGAGGCGUUGAGGAAGGAGAAGCUGAUGUUCUGCCAGUUCCAAGAGGAGCAAAACACAAGGAGCAAAAACUUUCACCGCAAGAUUCAUGACAUGGAGCACAUGUUGUUGAACGCCACCAGGAGCCAAAAGUUGGUCACUCUCAGCAGCACACUGCACCAGGAGCUGCUUAGCUACGUUGAUGUCACCCAGGUUUCCCUGCGCAGUUUCCGCCAGUAUUUGGAGGAGAGCCUGGGCAAGCUUCGCUACACCAAUGUUGAAUUUGUCAAGCACUGCAGAUUGUUUUCAGAGGGAGGCAACUUUUCUCCUGAAGAAAUUGACUCACUGUGUCACCGACUGGAGAAGGAAGCUGCCCGGAUAGAGUCUGUUGAGAGUUUAAUAAUGAUUAACAUGGAGAAGAUGGAGCGUGAGUACCUGGACCAGGCCAAUGACGUUAUCAACAAGUUUGAAAGUAAAUUCCACAACCUGUCUGUGGACCUUAUUUUCAUAGAGAAAAUCCAGCGGUUGCUGACAAAUCUGCAAGUGAAAAUAAAGUCUGAGGUAGCCAAGUCCAAUUUGCAAACAGAUGGAUUAAAUUCUUCUCUGGAACAGCUUCAAAGCAAGGUAGAAAUGUGUGAAAACUCAAAGGGAGACAAAAAAACAGUGACCACAGAAGACCUCCUUGGCCUUGUCCAGACUGGGAAAGAAAAACUGAGACAGAGGAUUCAGUACCUCAGCUGCAGGCUGGACAUGGUGUCCGGGUCUCAAGUGGUCUUUACUGACAUUUUGAAUGAUGUGGAGGUGGAGACUAACAUCCUGGAGUCUUCAGAAGCCCUUGAAGAGGAAGCUAAAGUAGAUCUGGUCACCCCUGAGUCCUUCGCCCAGCCUAGCCAUACAGGGAAGUCCAUGAUUGAAGACCCAGCUGUGGAGGUGGUCAAGAAGAUUCUGCAAUUUCCCAACUCAAAAUUCUCAACCCAGAAUCGUGACGAAGAUUGGUCCCAGACAGCGACCAAAGGCUUCAAGCAACACCAGAACCAAGUGGAACACUCCAUGAAAAAGGCUUGGUCCAGUGCCAGUGCCACCUCGGCACGGAGCAUCACGUGGUGCUCCAAGCCCAACCGAAUGGACAGAAAGUACCAGGUGCUCGGGGAAAGGCCACCUCCUCCUCCUGAGAAUUUUAAAGGCAUUAUCCGGACCCUCCUCUGGGAGAGCAAUGACCAUCUGCUGACUGUCGUGGAGGAGUUCUACCGCAAAGAGAAGCGCUCAGUCACCAGGCCUGACUGCAUGUAUGAAACCUUUGACCAGUGUGCAGAGAAUAUUGGCAAGAAGAUCCUGGAGUACCAGAGCCAGACAGAUGAGUACCACAACUCCUGCCUCAUAGAAUUACGGGCCCAAAUGAGGAGAUUUGAGGAGCUGCUGCCCCAGGUGUGCUGGCUGGUGAUGGAGAAUUUCAAGGAGCACCACUGGAAAAGACUUUGUGCCUCUACUGAAGAGAUCCGGGGACAGUUCUGGGAUUGUCAGAAGGAGCUGGAGAAAAGGAAGGAUGAAAAUGCCCAGAAGCUCCGUCCAAAUCUCGGACAUCCUGCACAUUUUCAAGAAAUGGAGUCUUUAUGUCAAGUGGAAGAGAAAAGGCAGGAAGAUCUGGACACCUUGAUUAAGGCGAUCAGGGAUAAACUGGAGGAUUUCAGCAGGAAGUCUGGCCAGUUUUUCAUAGCCAGCUUGGCCGCCUUCACUGAGAAGUUCCUGCUGCAGCUGGACGAAGUGGUCACCAUUGAUGAUGUCCAGAUCGCAAGGAUGGAGCCCCCCAAACACAAAACAUCAAUUCUCAUACGGAGGAAACUUGCUAGGCUUUCCCUGGAGGAAGAGAGUGAGAAGCCCCUGACUGAGCGGGGAAGCAGGAAGUGGCCAGGAAUCAAACCCACCAAAGUCACCAUCCAAAACAAGAUUCUCCUCCGGGAAACACCUUCAAUUACCACCACCAAGACCACCCUGGGCCACCUGGCAGCUGUGGAAGCCCGAGAUGCUGUCUACGUGAAAUAUUUAGCAUUAUUUGAAGAAGAGUUGAAGAAGAUCCAGGAUGACAACAUAUCACAGGUGAAGGAAGCUCAGAGCUGGAGAGACAGCUGGAGGAGCUCUGUGCAUGCCAUCCAGGGCCUCUACUUGUAAUACCCUCAACCUGCCCCAAAUAAAGGCUCAUUUUA
Manis pentadactyla (Chinese pangolin) is the source of this 5232-nucleotide messenger RNA. It is a transcript of the gene CCDC180, whose product is annotated as coiled-coil domain containing 180. NCBI's taxonomy places the organism in Eukaryota, Metazoa, Chordata, Mammalia, Pholidota, Manidae. The transcript is spliced from 37 exons. The coding region runs from base 320 to 5197 and encodes 1625 amino acids. The record is from RefSeq and is a predicted model, not a curated record.